This is a messenger RNA of Symbiodinium sp. CCMP2456, 610 nucleotides long. Lineage: Eukaryota; Dinophyceae; Suessiales; Symbiodiniaceae. The record is from the annotation of a GenBank genome assembly.
GUGACAAGUUCGAUGUCGUGGUUAUCUCUUACGACUGGCAUCCCCACGACCACUGCUCCUUCGUGGAAUCCGCUAGCGAGGGCAAAGUGGCGAUCAAGGAGGAGGUGAAGAAGUUCGACCCCUUCACUUUCGUCACGCUCAAGGAAGACAAAGACAGGCCAGAGCACCAGCAGAUCCUUUACCCGCGGCAUGCAGUUCAGAACUCUGAAGGUGGGAAGUGUCACAAAGAUCUGGUCAUUAAGGACACAGACCUCUCCGUGUACAAGGGCGUGAAGCCCAAUAUCGACUCUUACUCCGCUUUCUUUGAUAACAUGAAGGCCAAUGACACGGGACUCACUGCAAUGCUCGAGAAAGAGAAUGUCACCGAUGUUUACUGCUGCGGUUUGGUCACGGACAUCUGUGUGAAGUCCACCGCGCUUCAUGGUGCUGAGGUUGGAUUCAAUGCAUUUGUCAUUCACGAUGCCAGCCGCCCGCUCAGCAACGACAACAUCGAGCCGACCAAGAAGGUCUUGACGGAAGCCGGUGUCGGCUGGGUCACCGUUGACGAGGCCGUGAAGAAGGUCACGGCGAAGAAGGAUCUGUCCCUGAAGGAGUACAUGGGUCAAAUCAA